AUGUACGUCCCAAGACAAUGUACUCAAAACACCCAAGGGCAUAUAGAUUAUGGAAUUCCACUGAUAGCGAAGACUGCAGAUUAUCGAACUAGCUAUACAAGAGGGCACAGUUUUAUUCCACCAGUUCCCCAGGAGUUCGAUUGUAGAGUACACACUAAAAUAAAUCCGGAACUACUAACAACUGAUAUACUAAUUAAAAACGAUGUUGUUUCUACAAGCAAGCGGGACUUUUCUAUUAAAUUUAAGGAAAAUGACGUGCUGGCCAACUAUCCAAGAGCUACUGUUAACCAAGAAGUACAGUACAUCAGAACACUUCAAGAAGCAUUGACAAAAGAUAUAUCACAUUCCGUUCCACCUAAAAUAUCAGAAAUGAAAGAAAGCUAUCAAGGAAUUCCAUAUAGAAUGAAUAUAAGGGAAAUAAUACCUCCAGCAAUCUCAGGAAUUUGCGAAAUCAGCGGCAUCGGAAGACCCAUCCAACGUGCGAUACCACCAAACGAAGUUGGAGCUUGGAAAUACUUAGAUAUCUAUAUGACGAACAACAAAUUACAGUUCAUACCUUACAACGAAGAACAAAUUGCGCAAGCAAAAUCUGAUUUGCCGACAUUCUACAAUACUUCUGGAGUUUAUAAAAAAUCGGAGAGGAAAGUUCCGAUGUCAGCAACAGGAAAUAAGUCCAUUUAUGAUAAAAUGGUGUUCAAAUAUCAAUUUCCGAUUAAAAACUUACGUAAAGCACAAGCAAGAGUGCCCCAUAGUGGAAUGCAGUCAGAACACCAAGGCAAGUAUAUCUACCAAACCUACUCGGAUAUGUACCCAUACACUGGCGAGAGUGGACAAAUUUGCCAUAACUUUAAUUCAGAUGCUGGACCCUGGCAAAAUCUGUGUCCUCCCGGAAUGUAUUCCACUGACUACAGCCAUAUUGGAUCGGGUUGGCCGGUCAGAGCAGUUAUUAAUGCUGGCGAAAAAAGAGAGCUUAGAUAUUGUAAACAAAAGUGUUAAUUUAUCUACAGCAAAGAACAUACAUGAAGUCAACUUGAAAAAUCCAAUGUAAUUUGUUACAUAUAUAUUUAUAUACCUAAUUAUUUCUUGUCAGUUACAACCAAUUAUCAAAUCGUAAUAACUACUAAAUAAAUUUAGUUUUGUUCAUCUACUAAA
Diabrotica virgifera virgifera (western corn rootworm) is the source of this 1152-nucleotide messenger RNA. RefSeq lists its product as uncharacterized. The record is from RefSeq and is a predicted model, not a curated record. The coding region runs from base 1 to 996 and encodes 331 amino acids. The transcript has 5 exons. NCBI's taxonomy places the organism in Eukaryota, Metazoa, Arthropoda, Insecta, Coleoptera, Chrysomelidae.